Molecule: messenger RNA, 2289 nt
Organism: Achroia grisella
Lineage: Eukaryota; Metazoa; Arthropoda; Insecta; Lepidoptera; Pyralidae
Gene: Rab2
Product: ras-related protein Rab-2A
Exons: 6
Coding region: 169-813 (214 amino acids)
Cellular component (GO): Golgi apparatus
Molecular function (GO): GTP binding; GTPase activity
Source: RefSeq, a predicted model, not a curated record
AUCAUGUCAAUCUAUACAAAUUUCACAAUGACAAACUGAUUCAACCAGCUGUGAAAUAUAUAAAAAUUGCGUCUUAUUGUAUAUUUUACAGUUUAAUCGUCUUGAAACUAUUUGUUUACUAAUACUUUUCGUUGUAACGUCAUAUAGUUACGAGAAGAAGUUGAAAAAAUGGCAUACGCCUACUUAUUCAAAUACAUCAUCAUCGGUGACACAGGUGUUGGCAAAUCAUGCCUACUACUACAGUUCACGGACAAAAGGUUCCAACCUGUUCAUGAUCUCACAAUAGGUGUAGAAUUUGGUGCUCGUAUGAUCACCAUUGAUGGCAAGCAAAUCAAACUGCAGAUAUGGGAUACAGCUGGACAGGAAGCAUUCAGAUCAAUCACCCGAUCAUACUACAGGGGUGCUGCUGGUGCUCUUUUAGUGUAUGAUAUCACUAGAAGGGACACAUUCAACCAUCUCACCACUUGGCUUGAAGAUGCGCGUCAGCACUCCAAUUCGAAUAUGGUCAUAAUGUUAAUUGGUAACAAAAGUGAUUUAGAGUCACGACGUGAAGUGAAGAAAGAGGAAGGAGAAGCAUUCGCGCGUGAACAUGGUCUCGUCUUCAUGGAGACAUCGGCUAAGACGGCAGCCAAUGUCGAAGAAGCAUUCAUAAACACAGCCAAAGAGAUCUAUGAGAAAAUCCAAGAAGGAGUGUUUGAUAUCAACAAUGAGGCAAACGGCAUCAAAAUCGGACCGCAACACUCGACAAGCGGCGGUGCGAGCGGAGCCGGCGGCGCGGGCGCUGCCGGCGCGGCUGGCGGUGGCUGCUGUUAGGUGCUGCACUGCACACACUGAGCGGGAGGGCUGCCCAUUAGAACGGGCUGAUGAGGAGGAUGCAGCUGUGUGCAACAAACAAUGAAACGGAACUUACUGUAUGCCGGAUUAUUAGAUUUAUUUUAUUACGCUACAGAAUAGCUUAAAUCUGAACUCACUAUAAUACUAAUGCCUCUCUGGCACAUUUGUAAUUCAUAGUGUUAGUCAAUAUUACUGAAAUUAAUUACAGAGAUAAAUAUUAAAAAUUUCGAAUUAAAUACCACCUUUCAUCUUCUCAGAAUGUAUCCACCAUUUCAGAGGUGCUAACUUCAAUAGAAUUAGAAUCUCUUUCAAAAAAUGUUAUUGAAAGUGAACAUUAACAAACUUAUUUCUAUCUUGGAUUUUUCAUUAGUGGUGGUACUAGAUUAUGGCUCUUAAUUAAAUAAAUAAUAAGACAUCAUGUAUAAGUGCAUAAAGUAAGUUACACAGUUCAUACAGCAGAACCAUUUCAUUGAUUAUGUUAAUUUGACCAAGGUGUAGACCAUGCAUAGAUAAUUCAUAUAAUUGAUGAUGAUCAAGACCGAUCAUUAUAUUCACCUUAAUGUACCUAAUUAAAUUGUUACCAAUAAUUUGGACGACCCACUUGGAACCAUUCAUUACAUGGCGUAUAGUUCUACGACAUUAUUAAUAGACCCUUCACAAAUAUGAAAAAAUGCUUUUAUAUAAAUUUGUGUGCAUGUAUAUUUGUGUACAUUUUAUUUGCAAUGUCAUUUAUGAACGUUUCUCUAUAAUUUGGCAUUUAUUUAUAAAAGUACAUGAAUGUUGUGUAAAACAUAGUAAUUAAUGAUGUUGUUUUGUUCAUAUUUUAUUUUGUCGAUUGAUACGAAAAGUAUGGGUAUAUGAUGUAAACAAUUUCUAUUAUCUAUUAUAUUAUAUUGAAGUGAUUAUUGUAAUGGGAUAUCAUGAUUUAUAUUAUUGACUUAAUAUUGAAUUAUUCGUUUUCCAUCACAGAAUAAGCGCAUGAUAGGAUAUAAAAUAAAUAUUCUUAUAUCAAUAACUAAGUAAUUAUUAUUUAAUACCUGGAUCUCUGUGAAAUUACUACUGUGUCAAGCUAUAACUAUUUUAUUGUUAUUGAGAAAAUUGUUUGGUAAACUUGAACUUUUGAUACCUUGCAUACUGCAACUUUUGUAUAGAAUUUAAAUAUAUCGUCGUAAUAAUCUCCCAUCUUCCUUUAUUUAUAGAUAUUUGUAUACUUUAGGUGGAGGCCUAUUAAAUAUUUUGCACAAUGAAAAUUAUAUUAAACAGAUGGAACAUUUUAAACUUACAAAGAUAUAUUUCUUAUUUAAUCAGACUGCUUGCAAGGUAAUGAAAGACAUGAUUACAAAAUAGGUUAAAUUAAGUUUAGCACAUUGUAAUAUGAUAAAGUAUUUUGUAAGGUUACAUAUGCAACACAUUUGUAAGGUGUAAUUCAUGAGAGUAAAUGUUGAAAAACAAUUU